Molecule: messenger RNA, 4072 nt
Organism: Salvia miltiorrhiza (redroot sage)
Lineage: Eukaryota; Viridiplantae; Streptophyta; Magnoliopsida; Lamiales; Lamiaceae
Product: translocase of chloroplast 159, chloroplastic
Exons: 1
Coding region: 330-3905 (1191 amino acids)
Biological process (GO): protein targeting to chloroplast
Cellular component (GO): chloroplast outer membrane
Molecular function (GO): GTP binding
Source: RefSeq, a predicted model, not a curated record
AUGAUUGAAUUGUAUGCCGCAAAUAAAAACAAGGCGAAAAGGCAUCCACGAAGUUCUAUCUCCCAAGAGAAAAAAACCAAGAACCUAUGCCAUGUCCAAUCUUUCAUGUCGCCACCACAACCACAACCUAAAUCAAAACAAAACCCAAAUCCUACAAAAACCCUUAAACAAAAGACAAAAACUCCUCCAACAAGAAACACAAACGCAAAAACACCCCACAACACUGACCUACCUAGUUUUCUUCAAUAUUUCAAAACAAGCCCACAUACAAAACAGUUCCAAAACAUGCAUACAAAACCAGCAAGAGCCUAAAGAUUGAAGUUUUCUUAAUGGGCUCAAGCAUCCAUGGCGUCCCUCUUCCGGGAGCACAGAUGGGCCGCUCAGACAGCAGCGUUUCAGGUAUUAGAGCUCCUCUAACUGUGGAUGAUUCCGACUUUGAAUCUUCUGUUUCGUCCAAGAGUCGUAGUUAUUACAGUGGUAGCGAGCUUGAGGAUUUUGAGGGCGGUGAGGAUAUGUUAGAAGUUUCUGGUGUUGUUGAGGAAGAUGAGGGGAUUGUUGAAGAAACUGAUAUUGUUAAUGAGUUUGUUGUUUCUGGUGAUGCGGUGGUUGGAUUGAGUGGAGAAGUUGUUGAGGGUAGUAGUAGCAACGAGCGUAAAUUUGUUCAAGAAAGUGGUAGUGUAGGUGGGAUGGGUGUUUUUAGGCCUCUUUCUAGAUACCCAAGUGGGAAAAUUUAUAAGGGAGUUGGUGAUUUUGAUGAUGACUCUGAUGAUUCAGGGUCGUUGUUGAGUGAGUCAAGUGAUGAUGAGCUAGUCGAAAAAGAGAAGAAUGGUGCUAAGUUAGGCAGUUCUAGGCCUAUUGUGGCUGUAGUGGAUGAGGAAGCUGAGGAGGUUGAGGAGGGAGAGUUUACACCAGUUAUGGGCACAAGAGUUCUGUCAGCAAGAAAGUUAGCUAUUCCGGUUGCCAAGAUAUCCGGUGACAGCGAUGAUGACUCUUAUGGCAGCGGGGUUUCGGAGGAAGAAGGUUUCUCUGGUGUUGCAAGGGUUCCUGGCAUUAAGGUGUUGCAUAGGAUUGUUAGUGCACCAAAAGUUAGAAUGGUGGAGAGUGAUGAUGAAGGGGAUGAGAAUGAGUCACAAGGUGAAUAUGUUGUGGAAAUGGAGCUUGUUGGGGACUUGCUAGAUGAGAAGGAGCCUAUUGUUGUGGAGAACUCUCUUGUUCAAUAUAAUGGUCUUGAUUUCAAUGAACAAACUAUGGCUCACUCGUUGGCUGUGGACAAAGAGUUUAAUCCCACAUCAGAAUCAAGACAUAAUGGAGGGCUUAUUCAUAUGGAUGAGGAUAUCAAAGAGGUUGAUGUUGUUGAGGAUAGGAAGGAGUGUUUGGAAUUGGUUGGUUUUAGAGAGGCUGCUGACUUUGCUGAGAGCAUAGUUUUGCCCGAAAUAUCUUGUGUUGCUUCGGUUGCAGAAGCUGCAGCUUCCCCAGGCGACAUGGAUUGCAAGAGCAGUAAUAAUGGUUUAGAGGAUGAUUGUAUCUUCAAUCAAAUUUAUGAGAGUGAGAAUGUGGAAAAAAUGAAGCAAGGGAUUGAGCAGACAGUUGAGUCCUUUCGCUCUAAUGCUGACCACGAAAUUAGCUCUGCUCAUCAAUGCGUUGACAUCAAUGAAGAUGCUAGCUCGAUUAGUGCAGUUGCUGCCAGUCAAUUUGUGUUUGAAGAUUCAAAAUUGGAAGAAGAAACUGGGAAAGAAGUUGAAGCCAGUGAACUCUUGCCUAGUGAUGUAGAAGAAUCGAGCUUCUACUCAGACAAUAAGGCUGAAAUGGAUGUGGUACAAGACUCUACUACUCCUCACACAAUAGGGGUUUUACUUGAUCAUUCAGAAGAGAUUGAUAGCGAGGUUCUUGAAGAUUUUCAUGACGAGGUGGAUGCAGAUGGAGGGAUGAGUAAUGGGACACGUAUGAUUGAUCCCGCUGUUCUAGCUGCUCUUUUUGAGGCCGUAAGAAGUGCUGCCUCAGAUGAUGAUGUUAUCAAAGUUGUAUCUAUCGAUGGUGUGGAGAAUUUGUCUCCAGGCAUUGCAGCUAGAACACAUGGUGUGAAUCCUUCCUCGACCAAUGUUGAAGCUUUAAGUGAAAGGGAGAAGGUGAGUAUCAAGAAAAUACAGAACAUACGAGUGAAAUAUCUGCGCCUUCUAGAGAGACUGGGUCGCUCCCCUGAGGAUUCUGUAGCUGCGAAGGUUUUACACCAGCUAACACUUGCUGCUGGAAGUUCCCAUUCGCUAGAAUUCCAUCUCGAUUCCAUCAAGAGUGCAGCCAUGGAACUCGAAGCACAAACAAAGGACAAUUCGGAUUUCCCAUUGAGUGUCUUGAUUAUAGGAAAGACUGGAGUUGGCAAGAGUGCUACUGUGAAUUCCAUUGUGGGGGAGAGCAGUGCUGUAGUUGACGCGUUUGAGCCUGCAACGGCUUGUGUGAGGGAAAUCACUGGCUUGAUCAACGGAGUGAAGCUAAAGAUCUUUGACACCCCUGGUCUUAGAGCUUCUUUGAUAGACCAGUCCAUCAACAGGAAGAUUUUGUCAUCCAUCAAGAAAGUGAUGAAGAAAUCUCCACCUGAUGUUGUCCUAUACGUAGACCGCCUAGACACCCGAAGAGGGGACCUUGAUGAUUUACCUCUUCUGAGGUUGGUCACUUCUUGUCUUGGUUCAUCAAUAUGGAGAAAAUCCAUUGUUACUUUCACACAUGGAGCUGCAGUACCUCCGGAUGGACCCGAUGGAUAUCCUAUAAGCCAUGAGGCGUUCGUUGCUCAGCAGUCGCAGGUUGUUCAACGCCUCAUUUGCCACUCAGCUGGGGAGGCAGAGCCACUGGUGAUGAAUUCUGACUCAGUGCUUCCAGUCUGUGUUAUUGAAAACGCGGAAAGGAAUGGACACGGAGAAACGGUGUUGCACAAUGGAGAGAGAUGGAGAUCUCAGCUGCUGCUAUUGUGUUGCUCGAUGAAGAUUCUAUCAGAAGUGAGCUCCGUGGUGGCAACUCGGAGCCCGUUGGACUGUGGGGAGCCAUUUGGAUUACUGAGCCGUUCGCCUCCUCUAUCUCACUACUUGUCUUCAUUCUUGAAAUCCAAUGUUCAUCCAGAGCUAUCAAGUGAUCAAAGUGGUGACAUUGUUGGAUCAGAUGUUGAGCACGAUAAUCUUGCCCCGUUCAAGCCACUCAACGCCUCACGGAUUGCUAAACUCAGCCGGGACCAAAGGGAGGCGUAUAGGGAGGGGGAAGAUUUAGAAUCAGGGGUAGUUCCCUUAGCAGACAUGGCACUCCCACCUUCCUUUGAUGGAGACGAACCUUCUUUCAGAUACCGCGUCUCAGAACCCUCCUCCCGUCUCCUCACAAGGCCGGUUCUCACCCCCCACGGAUGGGACCAUGACUGCAGCUACAAUGGCCUGCUCAUUGAAGACAGAAUCAACAUUGCUAAUGGCCUUCCAGCCAUUAUCUCAGCUCAGCUCACAAGCGACAAGAAUGAAUUCAAAAUCCAGCUGCAUUCAUCAAAGCAUGGAGGUAAAGGAUCAAUCAAAGGCGAAGCCAAGAUCAAGAACUUCAGAAAGCACAGAGCAGCAACCAUCAAAGUUGAGGACCGCGUUGCAGUUGGGGAACGAGCAUACUGUGUAAACUUGUUCUUCAAUCAAGACGAGAGCUCAAUGGGAAUAUCUGCAAUGAGAUGCGGAGAUGAAGUUGUUUAUGGCUGCAAUGUGAAUUCUUGCAUCUCUAUCAACAGGGGAUCCAAGCUAGGCAUCACAGCUGCUCUGGACAACAGGCUGAGGGGCAAGAUUUGUAUCAAGACGAGCUGCUCGGAUCAGCUUCAGAUCGCGGCUCUGGCUCUCGUUCCAAUCGCCAGAGCUGUGAUCAAGAGGUUUCUUCGACAGCCCGGUGAGGAUUGAUGCAGAUGUGAAGGUAGUUGAAGUUAGAGAGAGAAGGUGCCACCGGUUCUUGGAAAGAAAAACUAGUGUUUGUUGCAAGUUAUUUUUUGCAUUUUGAUGAUAUGUGUAUAUAGUGAAGAGAUAAAUGUGGCUUAGCUCAAUGGGGUGGAAGAAAGCGUUGAUGUUCA